CCGAGUCCCGAGCGCAUCGGGUCCAGGUGACCUUUGGGCACCGGGGACGGAUCCGAGACGUCGUCGGCGUCCGUGGGAGACGAUGCCUGAGCCCGAGGGACAGAUCACGGCCCAGGAGGCCAGUCAGAAAAUCUUCUCUAAACUUGGUUUACCUGUGCAUCCCUGGGAACAAGCCAUGAAGCAGAGGUUCGCCUUUGAUAAUGUUGGCUACGAAGGGGGUCAGGACAGCAUGUGCGCCUCUCCGGCUACCACCGGCACUGUUAGUAUUCUGGGCAUGACUUGCCAGUCGUGUGUCAGAUCCAUCGAGGACAAGAUCUCUGGCUUGAAAGGUGUUGUGAGCAUUAAGGUGUCACUGGAACAAGGCAGUGCCACUGUGAAAUACAUGCCAUCGGUCGUGAGCCUGCAGCAGAUUUGCCAUCAGAUCGAGGACAUGGGCUUUGAGGCCAGCCUUGCCGAAGGAAAGGCUGCUUCGUGGCCUUCACGGUCCUCCCCAGCCCAGGAGGCCGUGGUCAAGCUCCGGGUAGAGGGCAUGACCUGCCAGUCCUGUGUCAGCUCCAUCGAGGGCAAGAUUCGGAAACUACAAGGAGUAGUGAGAGUCAAAGUCUCCCUCGGCAACCAAGAAGCCCUCAUCACUUACCAGCCUUAUCUCAUUCAACCAGAAGACCUCAGGGACCAUGUCAGUGACAUGGGAUUUGAAGCUGCCAUUAAGAACAAAGUGACUCCUUUAAGCCUGGGACCAAUCGAUAUUGGCCGAUUAGAAAACACUAACCCAAAGCGACCACCAGCUUCUGCUAACCAGAAUUCCAAUAACUCUGAGCCUUUGAGGUACCAGGGAAGCAAUGUGGCCACCCUCCAACUAGGAAUAGAUGGAAUGCACUGUAACUCUUGUGUCUUGAAUAUUGAAGGAAAUAUAGGCCAAAUCCCAGGGGUUCAAAAUAUUCAGGUGUCUUUGGAGAACAAAAGUGCCCAAAUACAGUAUGACCCUUCUCAAAUCACCCCCUUGUCUCUACAGAGGGCCAUCGAGGCACUUCCCCCUGGACACUUUAAAGUUUCUCUUCCAGAGCUUGAAUCAGCAGAAGGGAGUGGAUUGGAGGAUGCGCCUUCCAGCCUUCACUGCCCGGGCUCCUCCCAGAGCCCGGCGGUGCAGGGCGCGUGUAGUACCGUGGUGCUUGCCAUCACUGGUAUGACCUGUAUGUCCUGUGUCCAAUCCAUCGAGGGCUUACUCUCUCAGUGGAAAGGGGUGCAACGAAUAUCCAUCUCUUUGGCAGAAGGGACUGGAACGGUUGUUUAUAAUCCCUCUGUAGUUAGCCCAGAAGAACUCCGAGUGGCUGUAGAAGACAUGGGAUUUGAGGCGUCAGUGGUUCUUGAAAACUUCCCUGUCAGCCAUGUCAGAAACCAUAGCCCGGGGAAUUUCGUGACACAGACCACAGGUGGCGCACCGUUGUCUGUGCUGGAAGUGACUCCCCACGCCAGGGGCCCCCCUGACAACCCUGGCUCUGGCCAUGCAUCCAGUGAUCCACCAUCCAGCACAGCAGUGCCGCAGAAAUGUGUUUUACAGGUCAGAGGCAUGACCUGUGCUUCCUGUGUGUCUAACAUAGAGAGGAGCCUUCAGAAGGAAGCCGGUAUUCUCUCUGUACUGGUUGCCUUGAUGUCGGGAAAGGCAGAGGUCAAGUAUAAUCCGGACGUCAUCCAGCCGCCCCAAAUAGCUCAGCUCAUCCAGGACCUGGGCUUUGAAGCAGCAGUCAUGGAGGAUAACGUGGGCUCUGAAGGUGACAUUGAGCUGAUUAUCACAGGGAUGACCUGCGCGUCCUGUGUUCACAACAUAGAAUCGAAGCUCACCAGGAUGAGUGGCAUCACUUACGCCUCCGUGGCCCUUGCCACCAGCAAAGCUCACGUGAAGUUUGAUCCUGAAAUCAUUGGUCCUCGGGAUAUUAUAAAGAUUAUUGAGGAAAUUGGCUUUCAUGCAUCCCUGGCACAGAGAAAUCCCAACGCUCAUCACUUGGACCACAAGAUGGAAAUAAAGCAGUGGAAGAAGUCGUUCCUGUGCAGCCUCGUGUUUGGCAUCCCUGUCAUGGGCCUGAUGAUCUACAUGCUAAUCCCCAGCAGCAGGCCCCAUGAGCCUAUGGUUCUGGAUCACAACGUCAUCCCAGGGCUGUCGAUUCUAAAUCUCAUAUUCUUCAUCCUGUGCACCUUCGUUCAGUUCCUCGGCGGGUGGCACUUCUACGUGCAGGCCCACAAGUCCCUGAGACACGGGUCAGCCAACAUGGACGUCCUCAUCGUUCUGGCCACAACCAUCGCCUACGCCUACUCCUUUGUCAUCCUGGUGGUUGCGGUCGCUGAGAAGGCUGAGAAGAGCCCCGUGACGUUCUUUGACACGCCGCCCAUGCUCUUUGUGUUCAUCGCCCUGGGGCGGUGGCUGGAGCACGUGGCAAAGAGCAAAACCUCAGAAGCCCUUGCCAAACUCAUGUCUCUCCAAGCCACAGAAGCCACAGUUGUGACCCUUGGUGUGCACAACUUAAUCAUCAGGGAGGAACAAGUGCCCAUGGAGCUGGUGCAACGUGGAGAUAUCAUCAAGGUUGUACCCGGUGGCAAGUUCCCUGUGGAUGGGAAAGUCCUGGAAGGCAAUACCAUGGCUGACGAGUCCCUUAUCACAGGAGAGGCCAUGCCUGUCACCAAGAAACCCGGGAGCAUGGUGAUUGCCGGCUCCAUAAAUGCCCACGGCUCUGUGCUCGUUAAAGCCACCCACGUGGGCAGCGACACCACCUUGGCUCAGAUUGUGAAGUUGGUGGAAGAGGCUCAGAUGUCAAAGGCACCCAUUCAGCAGCUGGCUGACCGGUUUAGUGGAUAUUUUGUCCCGUUCAUCAUCAUCAUUUCAACUUUGACGCUGGUGGUGUGGACUGUAAUCGGUUUUGUCGAUUUUGGUGUUGUUCAGAAGUACUUCCCUAACCCCAACAAGCACAUCUCGCAGACGGAGGUGGUCAUCCGCUUUGCCUUCCAGACGUCCAUCACUGUGCUGUGCAUCGCCUGUCCCUGUUCCUUAGGGCUUGCCACGCCCACAGCAGUCAUGGUGGGCACUGGAGUGGCCGCCCAGCAUGGCAUCCUCAUCAAGGGAGGCAAGCCUCUGGAGAUGGCACACAAGAUAAAGACUGUGAUGUUUGACAAAACUGGCACCAUUACCCAUGGUGUCCCCAGAGUCAUGCGGGUCCUGCUGCUUGUGGACAUGGCUGCACUGCCCCUCAGGAAGGUUCUAGCUGUGGUGGGCACCGCGGAAGCCAGCAGCGAACACCCCUUGGGCAUGGCAGUCACCAAAUACUGCAAAGAGGAACUUGGAACAGAAACCUUAGGAUACUGUACGGACUUCCAGGCAGUGCCAGGCUGUGGAAUUGGCUGUAAAGUCAGCAACGUGGAAGGUGUCCUGGCUCACAGUGAGCAGGCUGGUCAUCUGAAGGGAGUUGGCAGCCCUCACACAGGGAAAGACGCAGGCCCCCAGACCUUCUCUGUGCUGAUUGGAAACCGUGAAUGGAUGAGGCGCAAUGGCUUGACCAUCUCCAGUGAUGUCAGUGACACCAUGGCAGAUCAUGAGAUGAAAGGACAGACGGCCAUCCUGGUGGCCAUUGAUGGGGUGCUCUGCGGGAUGAUCGCCAUUGCCGACGCCGUCAAGCCAGAGGCCGCCCUGGCUGUGCACACACUGAGAAGCAUGGGUGUGGAUGUGGUUCUGAUCACAGGGGACAACCGGAAGACAGCCAGAGCCAUUGCCACUCAGGUUGGCAUCAACAAAGUCUUUGCCGAAGUACUGCCUUCGCACAAGGUGGCCAAGGUCCAGGAGCUCCAGAAUGAAGGGAAGAAAGUGGCCAUGGUGGGGGAUGGGGUGAAUGACUCCCCCGCCUUGGCCCAGGCUGACAUUGGCAUUGCUAUUGGCACCGGCACAGAUGUUGCUAUAGAGGCGGCCGACGUGGUCCUCAUCAGAAACGACUUGCUGGAUGUGGUGGCCAGCAUUCACCUUUCCAAGAGAACCGUGCGCAGAAUCCGCGUCAACCUGGUGCUCGCACUGAUUUAUAACAUGGUCGGGAUCCCCAUUGCAGCAGGCGUCUUCAUGCCCAUUGGCAUUGUACUGCAGCCGUGGAUGGGCUCCGCAGCCAUGGCGGCCUCCUCCGUGUCGGUGGUGCUGUCCUCUCUGCAGCUCAAGUGCUACAGGAAGCCUGACCUGGAGAGGUUCGAGGCACAGGCCCAUGGCCGCAUGAAGUCUCUGAGCGCAUCCCAGGUCAGUGUGCAUGUCGGCAUGGAUGACCGGCGGCGGGACUCCCCCAGGGCCACAUCGUGGGACCAGGUCAGCUACGUCAGCCAGGUGUCUCUGUCCUCCCUGACGUCCGACAGGCUGUCUCGUCACGGCGGCAUGGCAGAUGACAGUGGGGACAAAUGGUCUCUGCUCCUGAGUGACAGGGAUGAGGAACAGUGCAUCUGAGAGCUCCAGGUGGCAGGCCAGGGCAGCCAGGCCCUGGGGGCGCCCACGUCCACUUGCUGUGGGUGAGUCCGGAGGCGCAGCCCCCGAAGGCGGCAGUGGCUGGGUGAAGGUCAUCAGAGCCUUGGGGCUCUCGCUCUGUCGGACAGGCUGCGGCAUUUCCUGCGGCAUGUGGCCUCACCCACCGCGACUUCAGAGGCUGGCUAGGACUGCUGCCCGGGAAGCCUGCUGGGCCAGGCCACAGCUUUGCUUGGACUCCAGCACUGGAGAGGAAGCCAGCCCAGAGCUCGGCUCGUGCUGCAUGGCCAGCUACCUGUGAGGAGGAGGGAGAGCAUCAGGACCCAGAACCUAGCCAGGCCUCUCGGGACGGGUCGGCCGACACACACGAGGGAGGCUCCUCUUCAGACGCCCGCGGGCCUGAGAGCGCACUUCCCCUCAGACACCCGCUGAGCUGCUGCUGGCACAGCCUGGCCGCUGGGCGUCCUUCAUGCGGGGAACAGGCCUGCACAGCUGCUGAGGGGUACUUAGAGCAGCCCCUGGCUCUGCGGGAGGCUGUUACCUGGAGCGCGCCCCAGUUGCUCCCCUUGUCACACAAAGGAGAAGUCUGCUGCUCAGAGCUGACUGUGGAGUCAAGUCCCACUUGCCGCUGCUGGCUCCCAGAGGAAAGGCUCGGAGCCUGGCGCAGAGUCGAUGCCCAGCUUCCCGCGGCGUCCAGGUCUUCGCUGCCGUAGGCCUCCUGACAUCUGCUGUGGUCUGCAGUGCUCAAAGAACGUGGCCCUUUGGAGUGCUUGAAUAUACGGAACCUUCCGGUCACUCCAUAGGGUCUAGUGGGGUUUUUCACAAGAGCCUGGAGGAAACUGGCCCAUCUGAGGAGACAGAGUUCUGAGGAGCUGUCUGUUGCUGAGGGGGAGCCCGGGGAGCCGGGGCAGCGGCGGCUGCUGCUCUCCAGGGGAAAGUCGGUGACCGGGUGUCAUCGGGGGCUAGGAUGGGCCCAGCUUUAAACUCUGAAGUUGGUGAAUGGCCAGACAACCUGGGAGCAGACUGACAGGAUCAGGUUACUCCUAAGUGAGAUCCUGGUGUGACACAAAAUAACUGUGUUCUUUAUUGAAUGUCAUUUAUUUCCCAGGGGCAGUGUUAAUACUUUUUGUAGGUUACUUCUAAUGCUCCAACAAACUACCAAGGGACCUAGUAUUAUAUACAUUUUACAAACAAGGAAAUGGGCUCAAAGGGGACCAGUAUCUUGCCCAGGAACAUACAGUCAGUACACUACUGGUUCUGUGACUCAGAGGCUUUUCUGUAUGUUUGCUGCUGUCUUAAAUAUCAGCUUGCUCGUCAAGAGUAAACGAGACUGGGUCCUUGCUCCUGGAAGAGCAAAUGUGCCAGGCAAUCGUUAGUUGUAUCAACUUAGAAUGUGGUUGGUCAGAGGUCACAUCACCUCAGAGUAGUUAGCUGUCAGUCCUCGCGCCAAACCUGUCCUGUCUUGAUGCUUGUUUUGGGAUAGUGUUUUAUUUUGGAGCUAGGCUAAUCAUUUUCUAAAGAGUAUAAUUGUAUUGAUUUUAGAUCUAAGACCCCAGGCAUCACGUUCAUAUGUAGACCCACAAAUAUUUAUACAAUUGUACAGAAAAUAACCUUUUAGAUAGUCAAUGUAUCUGGACUUUUAUUUUUUUGUGUGGGGGGGAUGUCAGAUAACAGUUCUGGUUUUAAAAACUUCCCCUGCAAUGUGAGAAUAAAACUGUGGCUUGUUCACCCGAAA
Jaculus jaculus (lesser Egyptian jerboa) is the source of this 6212-nucleotide messenger RNA. It is a transcript of the gene Atp7b, whose product is annotated as ATPase copper transporting beta. The record is from RefSeq and is a predicted model, not a curated record. Gene Ontology annotation, biological process: monoatomic cation transport; copper ion homeostasis. Bases 83 to 4462 code for a protein of 1459 amino acids. Gene Ontology annotation, cellular component: perinuclear region of cytoplasm; trans-Golgi network; membrane. Lineage: Eukaryota; Metazoa; Chordata; Mammalia; Rodentia; Dipodidae. Gene Ontology annotation, molecular function: copper ion binding; ATP binding; P-type divalent copper transporter activity. The transcript is spliced from 22 exons.